Molecule: messenger RNA, 944 nt
Organism: Quercus robur (English oak)
Lineage: Eukaryota; Viridiplantae; Streptophyta; Magnoliopsida; Fagales; Fagaceae
Exons: 2
Coding region: 168-839 (223 amino acids)
Molecular function (GO): hydrolase activity
Source: RefSeq, a predicted model, not a curated record
AUACAACUUCCACGACCCAUGUCUUUAUCACUUCUUCUGUUGCUGUCCAACCAUUACCAACAUUUUAAUUACUCUCUCUCUCUCUCUCUCUCUCUCUCUCACAUACACAUCAAAAAAGCCAUUUCCUCUAAUUCCACUAACCUGUCUUUUGUCUCUGCAUCUGCAAGAUGUCAAACUGUACUGUAGAGUCCAGCAAGGUGGAAACCAGCGAUGGAGUGAAGCUCCACACAAGGCUGUUCAAACCCAAAGAAGAACUCAAGGACAACCUGGUGGUUGUUCUUGUCCACCCGUACUCAAUUUUGGGUGGUUGUCAAGGCCUUUUGAAAGGAAUAGCAGCUGGGUUGGCUGACAAAGGUUACAGAGCUAUCACCUUUGACAUGAGAGGCGCUGGGAAGUCAAGUGGGAGGGCUUCUAUCACUGGCUUUGCAGAAAUCAAGGAUGUUAUUGCUAUCUGCAACUGGGUCUGUCAAAAUCUCUCUUCUGACAGGAUUUUGCUGGUGGGCUCUUCUGCAGGUGCACCAAUUGCAGGAUCUGCUGUUGAUCAGAUAGAACAAGUUGUGGGCUAUGUGAGUCUAGGGUACCCUUUUGGCAUGAUUGCCUCAAUCCUUUUUGGGAGGCACCACAAAAACAUCCUACAGUUCCCUAAGCCUAAACUCUUUGUUAUGGGAACUAGGGAUGGAUUUACUAGUGUGAAGCAGCUGAACAACAAGUUGAGCUCUGCGGCAGGACGUGUUGAGACGCAUUUGAUAGAAGGGGCAGGCCAUUUCCAAAUGGAAGGGCCUGAUUAUGAUGCUCAGAUGGUGAAUCUUAUCAUUGAGUUUAUUGCUUCAUUGCAGUAAUAUUAUCCAGUUCGCUGAGUUAUGAUUGGGAUUUAUCUCUUCAUUGUAUGUAUAUGCUGAUUUUUCACCUUUGUUUAUUGCAGGGUUAUAGAUUAUUCUUUUGGA